Brenthis ino (lesser marbled fritillary) is the source of this 1248-nucleotide messenger RNA. Lineage: Eukaryota; Metazoa; Arthropoda; Insecta; Lepidoptera; Nymphalidae. The record is from the annotation of a GenBank genome assembly.
AUGUGGUGUGCGCGUGGGGCCGACGCGGGCGCCGCCCCGCGGCGAGUCGGUGGCGCCUCUAUCGAUUAUUCGGACCUCUCCCUCGGCCGUAGCGCGGCGUCCCUGUCUCGCGCGCACGGGUGGCGCCCGCCGCGUCAUUUAAGGCCACCUCGACACACUGCGACCUCUUCAGGGUUCUCGUUUAAACAGACCUCGCAGGCUAUAUCAUUAAUCUAUUACCAUCGUAAGGAGCUCAUCUAUAGCCAAAGCCAACGGAUGUUGUCAAAGUUGCUGUGGCCCAAUACGUCGCCUAGUGCGCCAAGAGACCCCCACUCAGACCAUUUGACGAUCCUGAACUCGAUGCACAAGUACCAGCCCCGGUUUCAUCUGGUGCGUGCCAACGACAUCCUCAAGCUGCCAUACUCCACCUUCAGAACCUAUGUCUUCAAGGAGACGGAGUUCAUCGCAGUCACUGCAUACCAGAACGAAAAAAUAACACAACUGAAAAUUGAUAAUAACCCCUUCGCAAAAGGCUUCCGGGAUACGGGAGCGGGGAAACGAGAAAAGAAUCUGUCCGUGUACCGCAGGCAGGCGCUGUUGACGGCGCGGUCGGACACGCGCGAGGACGAUGACGAGAGGCCCCUGGACGUUGGCGGUCCCUCCAGUCCGCCGCCACCUCCGCCGCAACACACAAGUAGCUCCUGGUUCAGUUCAAGUGGUGGAGGAGCAGACUCCGGCGCAGACGAAGCAGGCUCAGAUUCCUCGUGUUCUGGCGGUGCUCGGGCACCGUCCCCCCCUGCGGGCCCUUCGCGGCCCUCCCCCGCCCCUGACGUGUCUCUCGGCCCGCCAGUCCAACCACCUCUCUUACCUUAUCUCUAUCCACCCUCUCUCUACCCACCCCCAUUUUUCCCUCCUCACCAAAUGCCACCAGGAUUGCUUUUCAAUCUCCAUCCUCUGUUGCAACAAUAUUCUCUUCCGCCUCCUCCCGCGCCUCCCGCGCCUACACCAGCGCCGUCGCUGAGCAAAACGCAUAGGUUUGCGCCUUACGCGCUGCCAGGGUUAGGCUCGGCGUUCGAGCAGGUGGCUCCGCGUGCGAGGAGUCUCAGCUCCUCACCCGCCAGGCCGAGGGCAGGCUCGCCGCCGGCACGCGCCGCCUCAGCCGACCCACCCCCCGACGCACCCACGUCCACCACCACUGCAACACCCCCCGCGUCCGAUCUCAAAAGUAUCGAACGUAUGGUCAACGGUCUCGACGUUGAAACACAGGAC